GAACCAUUCGUCAGAGAUCAGGGACGCUUGAGUACAAGGGAACUGGCCAUUGGACACAGAGGCAGCUGUUUUCUGGCUGUGCCAUCUCCAAGCCAGACUCAAUAACCCAGAUUGAACAAGAAGAAAAGCCAGUCAUCAGCCAUCAGGGGAACUCGGAAACAGGAGGUUAUGCAGUCUGCUUCAGUGAUAAUGAGCAUCCUGAUGUGAAGAGCAUAGAAGUGCAGCCAUUUGGGGGGGAUUCUGGAUCUUCAAGACAAGAAGAGAGCCACAGACAUGAUCUUCAAAACCAGAACUGGGCUGGGUCCUUGCCAUUCCACUGCAGUGUGUGCAGCAAGGGCUUCACUCACAAGUCUCAACUAGCCAAUCACGUUAGAAUUCACAGGCCAAAAAAACACUUCCAGUGCACCAAGUACGAAAAGAAUUUUGCCCAAAAGACCCAACUGCUCCGGCACCAGCACCUGCAAACGGGGGAGAGGCCCUUCCAGUGCUCUGAGUGUGACAAGAGCUUCCCAGCAAAGGGGGACAUGAAGCAGCCUGAAAACUUAGAGAGAGGACUCAAGGAGAAGAGGAGGAUGGACAGGAGGUCAUCAACGGUGGCUGUGACAUUUGAUGAUGUGACCAUGUAUUUCACAGAGCAGGAGUGGGAGACCUUGGAGGAGUGGCAAAAGGAGCUUUACAAGCAUGUCAUGAAGACCAACUAUGAGACCUUGGUCUCACUGGGCUAUGCCAUUUCCAAACCAGAUUUGAUAACCCAGAUUGAACAAGGGGAAGAACCAUUCGUCAGAGAUCAGGGACGCUUGAGUACAAGGGAACUGGCCAUUGGUUCCAGGGCUGAUGACCCUUGUGGCUUGAAGAGGACACAGAGGCAGCUGUUUUCUGGCUGUGCCAUCUCCAAGCCAGACUCAAUAACCCAGAUUGAACAAGGAGAAAAGCCAGUCAUCAGCCAUCAGGGGAACUCAGAAACAGGAGGUUAUGCAGUCUGCUUCAGUGAUAAUGAGCAUCUUGAUGUGAAGAGCAUAGAAGUGCAGCCAUUUGGGGGGGAUUCUGAAUCUUCAAGACAAGAGGAGAGCCACAGACAUGAUCUUCAAAACCAGAACUGGGCUGGGCCCUUGCCAUUCCACUGCAGUGUGUGCAGCAAGGGCUUCACCCACAAGUCUCAACUAGCCAAUCACAUUAGAGUUCACAGGCCAAAAAAACACUUCCAGUGCACUGAAUGUGAAAAGAACUUUGCCCAAAAGUCCCGACUGCUCCGACACCAGCGCCUGCACACGGGGGAGAGGCCCUUCCAGUGCCCUGAGUGUGACAAGAGCUUCCACCAGAAGGGCCAUCUGCUCAAGCACCUGCCCCUGCACACAGGGGAGAGACCCUUCCAAUGCCCCGAGUGUGACAAGAGCUUCCGAGCAAAGGGGGACCUGAAGGCCCACCAGCGCCGGCACAGGGAGGAGAAGCCAUUCUCCUGCAGCGAGUGUGGGAAGGGCUUCACCACGCAUCAUUACCUCACUGAUCACAUCAGAAUACACACCGGGGAGAAGCCCUUCCACUGCCCCGAGUGUGGCAAGAGCUUCCGCAUGAAAGCGGACAUGAGAGUCCACCAGCGCAGACACAGCAAGGCCAGGUCGUUCUGCUGCAGCGAGUGCGAGAAGGCCUUCCCCAAGCAGUCUGAACUCACAGACCACAGCAAGGUGCACACCAAGAAACAGCACUACAAGGGCCUGCUCUGUGGACUGAUGGACCUGGACUGGGGCUGAGGCAGAACCCAUGGUGUGCAAAGUGGGGCUGUGAAAGUCAAGGAAUAUUAUCUAGUCCCAAUUCUACUACAUCACUGGUCAUUCAGCUUGUGCUGGAAUAUCCCUAGUAUCAGGGACCUCAUUACCUCCUCUUUGACCCCCAUUCACAUUACAAUUCUGAAAUAUAAUCUGGCCAAUAAAGUGAGUGAUGAAACUGGCUAA
This is a messenger RNA of Antechinus flavipes (yellow-footed antechinus), 1949 nucleotides long. Its product is annotated as zinc finger protein 425-like. The transcript is spliced from 7 exons. NCBI's taxonomy places the organism in Eukaryota, Metazoa, Chordata, Mammalia, Dasyuromorphia, Dasyuridae. Gene Ontology annotation, biological process: regulation of DNA-templated transcription. The coding region runs from base 525 to 1748 and encodes 407 amino acids. The record is from RefSeq and is a predicted model, not a curated record.